Messenger RNA from Nicrophorus vespilloides, 1433 nucleotides. RefSeq names its product cysteine-rich secretory protein 1-like. The record is from RefSeq and is a predicted model, not a curated record. NCBI's taxonomy places the organism in Eukaryota, Metazoa, Arthropoda, Insecta, Coleoptera, Silphidae. Gene Ontology annotation, cellular component: extracellular region. The transcript has 5 exons. Bases 323 to 1138 code for a protein of 271 amino acids.
AACAUUUUCAGUUAAACCAAUUGAGAAGGCGAACAGGCAAAAUAAAAAAUUGGCGAAUUCAUGCCACAGCACAAUGAAAAUAUUAUUGAUACGAAAAAAAAACAUCGCACGUCCAUACCAUAUGAUAAUACAUGUGUAAUUAGAAAAGCAGCGCGCGCUCUGCGAAAAGGAUUUAUUGAGUGCGAAGUAACGCGCGAAUUUCAUUUACAAAGAACCGAAAGAUAAACAAAUUACAAACGGAAGACAAAAAAAAAGCAAAAAUAAACAAAACCAUCAUUGCAAUUCGGUCAUUCAAGUUUCAAAAGCUAUAGGCGAAGCAGCGAUGUUACGGAAGUUGCUCUAUUUCUCCGUGUGCUUCGUGUAUUUGUUCUAUAUCGAGGGAUCCGCAUGGAAAAACGAUAGACGACCCAAACUUAUGGGAGACAGAUUAUCCAUGGCGAAGGUGCAUCCUUUUAAGCAUCCAAUUAAGAGGAAGAUUGUGAUGUACCACAACCAGUUUAGAGCAAGGGUAGUCCCGAGGGCUUCUAAUAUGCUGAGAAUGAAAUGGAAUAAGAAAGCUGCUAGGGCUGCACAGAAAUGGGCCAGUGAGUGUAUGUUCUUAACACAUGAUAACCUUACUGGAAGAUAUGUAGAUAAUUACGGAUCCUGUGGACAAAAUAUUUUUGUUGCCACACAUUUAGUCCCCUGGCUUUUCGCUAUAAAAUCAUGGUUUCUGGAAAAAGACAAUUUUACGUAUGGUAGUAAAAAUAAUGAUAUUUUGGUGGUUGGACAUUACACCCAGAUGGUUUGGGCGUCGACGCAUCAAGUUGGAUGCGGAUUAACGAAAUGCAAUAGGAUUGGAAACAAGACGGGCAUUAAUUAUUACAAUUACGUUUGCAACUAUUGCCCCAUUGGAAAUUAUGGUAAAAAAUUAGGUAUACCUUACAGAAGCGGUAAACCUUGCAGGAAUUGCAAAAGUUCCUGCUUCAGGAAUAAACUGUGCACAAAUUCCUGUCCAUUUGCCGACAAUUGGUCAAAUUGUCGGGAACUGUUUAUGGCUCAUCCGACUUGGCUUUGUCACACGGAAUCUACCCUUGGUCAGACGAGGAGAAAAUCCUGCGGAGCCACUUGCAAAUGCAAAGGGAAAAUACACGAUUGAGGAUAUUUGCAGUUCUAGUUUGUUAGAGACAAUCGCUGCGCGAAAUUGCUUAAGAAAUUUUCUCAAAUUGGAGUAAACUAUCCAGCAGCUCUAUUUACAUUAGUUUAUAUAAAUCUUAGCAAUUUAACGGCACACGAAACCAUGCACUGUGUCAUAUGCACACUCGGAUAACGGAAAAUUGUAGAGGAUUAGUUACAAUAUCUCCGUUAAUUACCGAAUACAUGAAUACAUAUUAUUGUUUACAUUUUUUUAAACACAGCACUCGAUAAGUUAUAAAACAUAUUAUAUGUUAAUA